This is a messenger RNA of Soboliphyme baturini, 668 nucleotides long. NCBI's taxonomy places the organism in Eukaryota, Metazoa, Nematoda, Enoplea, Dioctophymatida, Soboliphymatidae. The record is from the annotation of a GenBank genome assembly.
AUGUCUGCAGGCGAGUCAGAGACCAACAUCACCGAAACGCUUCUGAUAUGUCAAACAUCAGACUGGCCCGUCGAACGCUACGUGUCGAGUGGCAGCGAUCCGGUUGUAGACAGAACGGACCUGUUGGAAAGGCAAAAGAUCAGCAUGUGGGAAUCGCUGGCAGCGUACACGACUCCAGAGAUUCAGCGCGUCGUAGAAUUCGCGAAACGCAUUCCAAAUUUCACUGACCUUAUCCAGGAACAUCAGCUGGUGCUAAUAAAAACAGGCUUUUUCGAGCUAUGGCUGAUCCGGAUGGCGCGCAUGUUCAAUCCACAAUUUUGUACCAUCACACUUUCCGACGGAGAAAUCAUCUGCAGGGACCAGCUGGAGAUCAUUUACAAUACCGACUUGGUUCGCAGCAUUUUUCAGUUCGCAUCCGGAUUCAAUGACCUUCACCUGAACGACGGAGAAAUUGGCCUCUUUUGCGCCGUAGUGCUCCUGGCACCUGAUCGAGUCGGCUUGUCGGACGCGAGGGCCGUGGAAGCCCAGCAAGAAAAACUGAUCGAAGCGUUGAAGCUUCAGCUUAGCCGAAAUCAUUCCUCCGACCCGCAGCUGUUCUCAAAUCUGAUAAUGAAGCUUUCAGAGUUGCGAACCGUUGGUAAGUUCAGCUGGAGUGUGAGCUUCUGAGC